Molecule: messenger RNA, 7258 nt
Organism: Leptonychotes weddellii (Weddell seal)
Lineage: Eukaryota; Metazoa; Chordata; Mammalia; Carnivora; Phocidae
Gene: GTF3C1
Product: general transcription factor IIIC subunit 1
Biological process (GO): transcription initiation at RNA polymerase III promoter; 5S class rRNA transcription by RNA polymerase III
Cellular component (GO): transcription factor TFIIIC complex
Molecular function (GO): DNA binding
Source: RefSeq, a predicted model, not a curated record
CGCGCUGGAGGGCCCUUAGUGUCCUGGUGCGCAGGCGCCCGGGGAGCUGCAAACAGGAGUAGCAAUGGACGCGCUGGAGUCGUUGUUGGACGAGGUGGCCCUGGAGGGGCUUGAUGGCCUGUGUCUGCCCGCGCUGUGGAGCCGUCUGGAGACGCGAGUGCCUCCCUUCCCGCUGCCUUUGGAGCCCUACACGCAGGAGUUCCUCUGGCGGGCCCUUGCCACUCACCCGGGCAUCAGCUUCUAUGAAGAGCCUCGGGAGCGACCCGACCUCCAGCUCCAGGACCGGUAUGAAGAGAUUGACUUGGAAACCGGAAUUUUGGAGUCCCGGAGGGAUCCAGUCGCUUUGGAGGAUGUCUACCCCAUUCACAUGAUCUUAGAGAAUAAGGACGGCAUCCAGGGCUCAUGCCGGUACUUCAAGGAGAGGAAAAACAUAACCAGUGACAUCAGGACCAAGUCUCUACAGCCCCGUUGUAUGAUGGUGGAAGCCUUUGGCAGGUGGGGAAAGAGACUGAUCAUCGUUGCCUCCCAGGACAUGCGUUACAGGGCCUUGAUAGGCUUGGAGGGGGACCCCGACCUGAAGCUCCCCGACUUCUCCUACUGCAUUUUGGAGCGAUUAGGCCGGUCCCGGUGGCAAGGGGAGCUCCAGCGAGACCUCCAUACCACUGCUUUCAAGGUUGAUGCUGGGAAGCUCCACUAUCACCGGAAAAUUCUGAACAAAAACGGGCUCAUUACGAUGCAGUCACAUGUGAUCCGAUUACCCACGGGAGCCCAGCAGCACUCAAUUCUCCUCCUCCUGAAUCGGUUUCAUGUGGACAGGAGGAGCAAAUACGACAUCCUCAUGGAGAAGCUCUCUGGUGUGCUGAGCACACGGAGUAACCAGAUGGAGACCCUGGGCAGGCUGAGGGAAGAACUGGGGCUGUGCGAAAGGACGUUCAAGCGGUUGUACCAGUACAUGCUGAACGCUGGCCUUGCGAAGGUGGUGUCCCUCCCCUUGCAAGAGAUCCACCCGGAGUGUGGGCCUUGUAAGACAAAGAAAGGGACGGACGUCAUGGUGCGCUGCCUCAGGCUGCUGAAGGAAUUUAAACGGAAGGUCGAGGAUGACCAUGACCAGGACGACGAUGAGGAUGAGGAGGUCAUCUCCAAGGCAGUGCCCCCGGUGGACAUCGUGUACGAGCGGGACAUGCUCACGCAGACCUACGAACUCAUUGAGCGCAGAGGCACAAAAGGAAUCUCCCAAGCUGAAAUCCGAGUGGCUAUGAAUGUGGGAAAGCUGGAAGCAAGAAUGCUGUGUCGUCUUCUUCAGAGAUUCAAGGUUGUCAAGGGGUUCAUGGAAGAUGAAGGACGUCAGCGGACCACCAAGUACAUCUCCUGCGUGUUUGCAGAAGAGAGCGAUCUGAGCCGGCAGUACAAAAGGGAGAAAGCUCGGAGCCAGCUGCUGACCACAGUGAGCCUGGCCUCGGUGCAGGAGGAGUCACUCGUGCCUGAAGGGGAGGACACGUUCCUCUCCGAGUCCGACAGCGAGGAGGAGGGCCGCAGCAAGAGGAAAGGCAGAGUGUCCCAGAGUGACGGGAAGGCCUGCCUGAACGCCAGUCUCGGGACCCAGCCUCAUCAGUCCACCUCAGCAAAGGGGGGCUGGAAAGUCGGAAACCUCCACCCACAGAAGAAGCAACUGCCUUCCUCCCUGGGGGCGGCUGAGGAGAAACGCUGCCAGAGCUCCGCGAGCAGGGAUGGCCCGCAGGACCCCGGCAGCUCUGCAGACCCCGGCGUGUCCUUCGGCUCCCGCUGCACGAAGAGCAGCAGCGGUGACAUAACUGUGAUCGAAGAGGUCAGGCUUGAGAACCCAAAGGAGAGUGGCAGUUCCCAGAAGACGGGGAAGCAUGGCCCAGGCCAAGACAAACCCCACGAAACUUACCGACUCCUCAAACGCAGGAACCUGAUCAUAGAAGCCGUCACCAACCUGCGCUUAAUCGAGAGCUUGUUCACGAUUCAGAAAAUGAUCAUGGAUCAGGAGAAGCAAGAAGGUGUGUCUACCAAGUGCUGCAAGAAGUCCAUUGUCCGCUUGGUGCGCAACCUGUCUGAGGAGGGCCUCCUGAGACUGUAUCGGACCACGGUUAUUCAGGAUGGCAUCAAGAAGAAGGUGGAUCUGGUUGUGCACCCGUCCAUGGACCAGAAUGACCCGCUGGUGAGAAGUGCCAUCGAGCAGGUCCGUUUCCGGAUCUCCAAUUCCAGCACAGCAAACAGGGUUAAAGUGCCCCAGCCUCCAGUGCCUCAAGAAGUUGAAGAAGAAAGUCAAGGAAAAGAGGGUCCGAGUGGAUCAGGAGACUCUCAGUUGAAUGCUUCCUCUAAACCAGAAAGUGGACGGGUGAAGAAAACUGAUGAGAAAAUGGGCAUCACCCAGCUGAAAAAUUAUAACCCUGUUAUAGUUCCAGGACUUGGCCGCUCUCUAGGGUUUCUGCCCAAAAUGCCUCGCCUGCGGGCAAUACACAUGUUUCUGUGGUACCUAAUCUAUGGGCACCCUACCGGCCACAUGGGGGACAAACCGGGCCUUGGCAGUACAAGAAGAACAGGAAAGCAGAACCUGGGCAGGAUGAGAGUCGCAUCCUCCUCCAGAAGUGACCUAGAGGCCUCCUCUGCCCCACCCAAGGACCACCAAGAUGGAACCCCCCUGGAGACUGAAGUGGAGCUCCCCACGGAGGAAGUAUAUGUGGAUGAAGCCUCAUGGAAACGCUACGUCCCUCCCAUCCCAGUCCACAAGGACUUUGGCUUCGGCUGGGCUCUUGUCAGUGACAUUCUCCUCUGCCUGCCCCUCUCCAUCUUUAUUCAGAUUGUGCAAGUCAGUUACAAGGUAGAUGACCUUGAGGAGUUUCUGAACGACCCUCUGAAGAAGCACACGCUGAUCCGCUUUCUGCCCAGGCCCGUCCGGCAGCAGCUUCUGUACAAGAGACGGUACAUUUUUUCUGUGGUAGAGAACCUUCAGAGGCUGUGCCACAUGGGGCUGCUGCAGUUUGGCCCCACGGAAAAGUUCCAGGAUAAAGAUCAGGUCUUCAUCUUCUUGAAGAAGAACGCGGUCAUCGUCGACACCACCAUCUGUGACCCACAUUACAACCUGGCCCACAGCAGCCGGCCCUUCGAAAGGCGCCUGUACGUCCUGAACUCCAUGCAGGAUGUGGAGAACUACUGGUUUGAUCUGCAGUGCGUCUGUCUCAACACCCCUUUAGGUGUGGUGCGCUACCCGCGGGUCAGGAGGAGCAGCGCCCAGGAUCAGGGCCUCGAGGAGGAGGGCAGUCUGCAGAAGGAGCAGGAGAGCGCCAUCGACAAGCACAACCUGGAGCGCAAGUGCGCCAUGAUGGAGUACAACACGGGCAGCCGUGAGGUUGUGGAUGAAGGCUCGAUCCCUGGGGAUGGGCUGGGAGCCGCUGGGCUCGAUUCCAGUUUCUACGGGCACCUAAAGCGCAACUGGAUCUGGACCAGCUACAUCAUCAGCAAGGCCAAGAAGGAGAACACUGCUUCUGAAAAUGGGCUCAUGGUGAGGCUCCAGACGUUUCUAUCCAAGCGCCCAUUGCCACUCGGUGCCGGAGGCAGUGGCAGGUUGAAUAUCUGGGGGGAAGCCAGAGUGGGAACUGAGCUGUGCGCUGACCGGGAAGAGCAGUUCGAGAUUGACCGAGAGCCCAUGCUGGACAGGAACCGGAGAGUGAGGGGUGGAAGAAGCCAGAAGCGGAAACGGCUGAAGAGAGACCCUGGAAAGAAGAUCAAGAGAAAGAAAAAAGAAGAGUCCCCCCAAGAGAAAAGCAGGAGCCUGCGUUACCACGAUGAGGCCGACCAGAGCGCCCUGCAGAGGAUGACCCGGCUGCGUGUCACCUGGUCCAUGCAGGAGGACGGGUUGCUCAUGCUCUGCCGGAUAGCCAGCAAUGUCCUCAACACCAAGGUGAAGGGCCCCUUCGUCCCCUGGCAGGUUGUGCGGGACAUUUUGCACGCUACCUUUGAAGAGUCUCUGGAUAAAACAUCUCACUCAGUUGGACGAAGAGCUCGCUACAUCGUCAAAAACCCACAAGCCUAUCUGAACUAUAAGGUUUGCCUCGCUGAGGUGUACCAGGACAAGGCACUUGUUGGAGAUUUCAUGAAUCGAAAAUGUGAUUACGAAGACCCAAAGGUUUGUGCCAAUGAGUUUAAAGAAUUUGUGGAGAAGCUCAAAGAGAAGUUCAGUUCGGCUCUAAAGAAUCCUAACCUUGAAAUCCCAGACACGCUCCAGGAGCUGUUUGCCAGAUACCGAGUUUUGGCGAUUGGAGAUGAAAAGGAUCCAACGAGGAAAGAGGAUGAACUGAAUACCAUGGAUGACAUCCACUUCCUGGUGCUCCAAAACCUGGUCCAGAGCACGCUGGCCCUCUCGGACAGCCAAAUGGAGUCCUGCCGGUCAUUUCAGACUUUCCGCCUGUACCGAGAGUAUAAGGACCACAUCCUCGUGAAGGCCUUCAUGGAGUGCCAGAAAAGGAGCUUGGUCAACCGGCGCCGCGUCAACCACAUGCUGGGCCCCAAGAAGAACCGGGCUCUGCCCUUCGUGCCCAUGUCCUACCAGCUGUCCCAGACCUACUACAGGAUUUUUACAUGGCGAUUUCCAAGCACUGUCUGCACGGAAUCGUUCCAGUUCUUCAGCACAAUCCUGGCUGCCGGCAAGUUGGACCAGCCCGAUAAUUUUUCCUUCAAAGACCAGGAUAAUCACAAGUCUACAAGCCACCUGGUGGCAUUUUCUCUGGACAGCCCUGGAGGGCACUGCGUGGCCGCCCUGACCCUUUUCUCUUUGGGCCUCAUUUCCGUGGAUGUCCGGAUCCCGGAGCAGAUUGUCGUGGUGGACAGCUCCAUGGUGGAGAAUGAGGUCAUGAAGAGUCUGGGGAAGGACGGGGGCUUGGACGAGGAUGACGACGAGGAGGAAGACUUGGACGAUGGCUCGGGGAGCAAGCGCCGGGCCAUCGAGGUGAAAGCCCGCCAGGCCUCCCACACCAACUACCUGCUGAUGCGGGGCUAUUGCGCGCCCGGCAUCGUCAGCACCCGCAACCUCAACCCCAACGACAGCAUCGUGGUGAACUCCUGCCAGGUGACGUUCCGCCUGCGCCGCACCCCCGCGCCCACCCGGCUCUGGCCCACCGUCCCUUCUCUGGAAGAGCUACCCGUGGGCAUAUCCUGCCUCCCUGACAGCUUCACCAGGCUGAUCAAGAGCCAGGGGGCCACCUGCAGCCUGGAGGAGUUUGUCCACCAGGUGGAGCUGUGCGGGUAUGAGCCGGGAGAUGUGUGUGCCGUCUUGGAGGUCCACGGGGUCAUUGCAGCCACAGGGUGCUUUGGGGUGGACAGAGUGGAGCUGAGCAGAUGGUUCUCUGCCUUUGAGCGGACAGACGCCGAGCGCACCAGGACCUUCGCAGACUAUAUCCAGGACCUCCUGGAGCACCACCAGGUCCUGGAAGUCGGUGGCAACACCACUCGCCUGGUGGCCAUGGCCUCUGCCCAGCCCUGGCUCCUGCACUCGGUGCGGCUGAAAGGCAGAGAGGAGGAUGCGUACCCUCAAAGAGAAGACCCCCAGGCCAGACCCCGAGACGGGCCUGCCAGUGAGGACAGCCCCUCGGGGAGGCAGGCACCGCCCUCCCAGGGCCCCCGGAGCACCAAGAGGCGUGCUAGCUGGACGAGCAGUCACAUGGCCUAUCAGGGCAGGGAGACGGACCCCGAGAGUACCCAGAAGCCCCCCGCCAAGAGGCCCACGCUCCAGGAUGUGCGCUGGGCCCCCAGCCCCAGGCCCAGAGCAGAAGAAGAGCUAGAGCCCCCGGCACCUGCUCUGCCACCAGUUCCCGGAGACACAGGUGUGAAGGAGCCUCCCCCAGGAGCACCGGAGGCCGGGCAGGAGGACCAGGAGGAGCAGCUGAGCUGUCAGGCCCAGCUUCCAGAAGGAUCUGAAGACCCCAGAGGUUUGGCCGAGAGUUCUGUGGCCAGCAGCCUCUCCCAAGCAGCACGGGAAAAGGACUGCGAGAACAUCUCCUUCAUCGCCCGCCCGUGGCGCAUCGUGGACGGCCACCUGAACGUGCCGGUGUGCAAGGGCAUGAUGGAGGCCGUGCUCUACCACAUCAUGACCCGGCCCGGCAUCCCCGAGAGCCGCCUGCUGCAGCACUACCAGGGCGUCCUGCAGCCCAUCGCCGUGCUCGAGCUGCUGCAGGGCCUGGAAUCCCUGGGCUGCAUUAAGAAGUGCUUGCUGAGGAAGCCGGCGGCCGUCUCGCUCUUCUCCAAGCCCCAGGUCCCGGAGGUCCAGGCGCCCUCCAGCCCGAGCGAGAGCCCCACUGUGUUCUACGAGCCCACGCUGGACUGCACCCUGCGGUUGGGCCGCGUGUUCCCCCACGAGGUCAACUGGAACAAGUGGGUCCACUUAUGAGGCACGUGCGGUCACCACGACCCCCCCUCCCUGCCACUGGUGCCUGAGGAGGGCGUGACUCCCUGGGGGGGGCUCCACCUGGCCCCCGCGUGCGCCGCACCCUGCCCGGGGCACAGGGACAGGUCUGUGCCAAGCCUCGGGCCCGGAACUCGGAAGAGGGCCUCCCGCCCGCCUGCUCCGGGGGGCUUCCUGGACGGAGGGCCCUGCUCCGUCCCGCCGGGCGUUGUCAGGGAGCAGCUACCAGGAGGCUUGGGUCCCUGCUGUCCCUCUCUCGUUCCCAGGGCGUGUUAGCCGUGGCUGCAGGCACGGAUCCUGCACUCCGUCGCUGCCUGCUUUCUCUGCGGAACUUGGGUUGUGGUGAGUCUGAGAGGCCCUGGUGGGCUUGGCCUCCAAGGGCCUCCACCGUUAGGGAGCGGAGCUGCCGGCCCGGGCCCCCGUGCCUUCCACCUUCCGUAUGGACCUCGGCGGCGUCAUCCUUUGGCCAGUGAGGGUCAGGAGCUGGCCUUGCUCACAGCCCUCGUUGCAGAUUCCAGCCACCAUGGCAGAAAGGCCAAGUGCCCCAAGUGGCAGGGCCUCGUGGGGGGCGCGUCACAGAACGGGCUGUGUGUCCUGCCACCCAGGGCCCCAGCAGGGACUGACCCCUCUCCAGGCAGGACAUCGGACCCUGAGCCUGGGGCCCCCUUGUUGGUCCCACAAGACAACCGGCGGGCCUCCGGGGGGUGGGGGUGGGGGGCGCCUUUCCCGCAGCUGGAGCCGAGGAGCUGAGCGGGCCUACAGUUGGUUUGUUCUUUUCCCUUCUUUUCUCUUUAAAAAAAACCCCUUGGCAUGUAUUUAUUUAUUUUGUAAUUAAAG